UGGGCACCACUGACUUAGAUGCUUUACUAAAUGCGUUGAUGUAUUAUUAGAACACAGGCCUCUGGACUCACACACACCAGUCUGACACUGACACACAAAAAGGUCAUGUGAAACGACUCGCAUUAGACGUGAAAUAACAAACAGAAAUCCACUGCAGUAACAAACUGCCAGGCAGUGGCAGAGUCCAGGAAUAUUAAACAGGCUGGAAACACAGGAUCACUGGAACACGCAGAAGGGGAUGAAGACCUCAUAUAUCCAGUAUAAGCCUAUAUAUAUAUAUAUAUUAUUCAGACGUUUAUGUCAUGUGAGUGAAGAAAUGCAGUUGUUUGAGUUUGUGUUUUCAAUCGGAUUUAAUUAAAAAAAGAAUAAUUAGUUGAAACAUUUUUUAUCGGUAAUUUUUUUAAUCAAUUACAAGAUAUUUCAGACAAUGCCAUUUGAAUUCUACGUGACCCCACAUGGGUUUGCGACCCUAAGGUUGAAAAAAAAAAACAAAGCUAACUUUUGUUCUUAAGUUCAAUUGUGUUAAAACUUAGGAAUGUUAUGAAGGAAUGUUGGCUAGAAAAGGACAAAAUCUCUCUCUAAUAUACAAAAUGUAUUAUUUUUUUUCCUCAGUGAUACCUUUCCUGGUCUUACCUUUGGUGUUGUGGGGUGCAGGAAGAAAGGGCUGUAUCAGGAUUUAAUGGCCUCACCUCUAAAUGACCUGUGCAAGAACUCUUUGGUGGUUUUUGUGGCAUUGUAGGACAAUAAGCAUCCAAAGGAAAAAUGGCAGACAUACAGUGAAUUACAGCAAAUGGAGCCUGUUAAAGAUGAUGAUUCACACUGUUCACCACGAAAAAUGUGAAGAAAAGACCCAGAGUGGUUCACAUUCUUUUCUAAUUCAUUCCUUAUUUUCUCUGGCAAAAACAUCUAAAGCAUCAAAAAUAAGUCUGCGUUUCAGACACACCGCUGUCUUACAUUCUGUGCAUGUCAUCGCCAACACUUCAGUCAGAGUGAAAGGCAAAAAAAAAAAAAAAAAAGUUUAGUGUCAUCUCUGAGCAGAGAGGAGGGAAAUAUUUGUACUUUUCCUGUUAAAAUCUGAAGCAUUUUCUGAAAUACAGUUCUCUGCUAUUCUCAUAUUUCCCGGGCCCCAUAAAAUGAAAACAUACAUCUGGACCCUGACAGAACAAACAUAAUGUUCCAGACCCAAACUGUGUUUUAUGUUUUGGAGCAUGUGUGUCAGGAUGGUGGGUGCACAUCUUGAGAGGGUGGGCCGGGGCUGACUGCAAACCCAACCCUCUGCUUGACUACAACUACCUUUCACUCUACUUCUCCUCCAGGUUUUCAUCCAUUCCCUUUGAGCAUUGACGAAGAACGAACGCUAACGGCCAACAAGUGGAGACACGUGCUGACAGAGCAGCAGUGACUGGAAUUGUUUUUCAGCGACUCCGACCUGAAUCUUCAGGAGUAAAACAAUUCCACGGGGAUCAGAUAGAGAGGGUGACACGGUGGCCGUGCUUCCCUGUGGUCAGAUCUUUUAAUAGGAAGACAAAUCCCUGCAGAGCUCAAGAUGCGUCCAGCAUCCUGCCUCCUGGGAGCCUCUGUGCUGUUCCUCCUGCUCUCCUGCGCUGACAUGAAAAGGUCAGGGAAGGGAAAAGGCCUGAAGGGAUUGCGACAUAAACUUACAAGGGACAGGUUAAGAGGUCCUGGACGUCAAAGCAGGUCGGAAUCCUCCAGGCAAAGGACACCUAACUGCACAGAGACCUUGGAAUCUGGUGAAGUAUUUGCAGACUGUCAGGAGCGACGCCUCACCUCUAUUCCCAUCUUUGAAACCUGGUCCAAAGAACCCAAGCACCUCCUUAUGGCACGUAACAGGAUCAAAUCCCUUCGAGAUGGGGCUUUCAUUCAGUACGGCAACUUAGUCACUCUGGAUCUGCAGCAGAACCAGAUCUCUGUAGUGGAGGACGGAGCCUUCCAAGGCCUGAGACAACUUAAAACGUUGCUGCUGCAGCAUAACAAUCUGGGCUCGAUAGCCGACGAGGCCCUUAUUCCCAUGCCAAAUCUUCGUUAUCUGCGUCUGUAUGAUAAUCCAUUGAAUUGCAACUGCAGCAUGGACAGCCUUGUUCGCACCCUUCAAGUCCCGAGUAACCGCAACUUAGGAAAUCAUGCCAGGUGUGCAGAGCCAAUCAGACUGAAAGGCACCAAGUUGAAACAAGUUGACCCCGAGUUACUCUGUAAAGAACCAGACCCAGCUAAUGAUCCACAGGGCGACCAAACUGGAAACUCACUCCCAGUAAAUCCAAUCCCAUAUCAGGGGAAACCAGAUGCGACUACAUCCUGCCACACUUAUCAUUUUCCCGAAAUGCGAAUGGACUGCAGCAAACGAGGUUUAACUGAGGUGCCUACAGGUAUUCCAGACGAUGUGGUUCAAAUCGAUCUCUCCUUUAAUUCAAUCCAUCGUCUCCGAGCCAAGGAUUUCCAAACUGCACGGAGCCUCAAGUCCCUUAACCUCAGCAAUAACAACAUUGAACACAUUGACCCAGCCUCCCUUUCUGGACUGCUGCACCUCCGGGAGUUAGACCUGGCCGACAAUGGUCUCCAUUUCAUCCAGUAUGGCGUUCUCGAAGACCUUUACUUCCUCUCGCAACUGAAACUGGAAGGAAACCCUUGGGUGUGUGACUACAGCAUCCACUACAUAGUGUACUGGCUGCACCUGCACCCUGGGGUGAGGGACUCCGGUCUGCUUUUUCGCCCCCCCCCCGUACCUACAAGGGGAAAGGGCCCGCACCAUUAUGUACAUUCCUACAACAGAGGGUGUCCAAAGGAUCGGCAGCAGAAUAAGGGAGAUCAAGAUACAACAGACCCGGAGUUGUGGAAUACACCGAUGGAGGCUCAGGGGGAGGUGGAAGAGGAGCUGGAGCCCAGUCACUUGAGGGUACCACAGAAGUACCAGAUCAUAAGACUGUCCUGAAAUCUGACCGUCUAAAAGGUUUUGGAUGCUCUUGGUCUUUUUUUACCCUUCAGUAUAGUAUAUAGUCUGUAUCAGAUGGAGUAACUAUGUGUUGCAGUGCUGCUUUUGCAUUUGUCUGUUUGUAUACUCAGAAUAUAUGAUUUGUUGACUUAGAGGAUGUCCGUUAUUCAGAUAUUUGAAAGCAUUUUCAGUGUGUUUUUGAUGUGGUACACAUAUGAAACUUAAGUUCAAACCUAAUUACGCGAUGCAUGUAAAGGAUCAAGGCCAUGCGAUUCCCAUGUUAACAAACAAAUUAUUGUUUGGUUAAUAAACAGAUAUUCAGACUAUGCUAUUCAA
This is a messenger RNA of Cynoglossus semilaevis (tongue sole), 3283 nucleotides long. RefSeq names its product leucine-rich repeat-containing protein 17-like. The transcript is spliced from 8 exons. Gene Ontology annotation, cellular component: plasma membrane. Lineage: Eukaryota; Metazoa; Chordata; Actinopteri; Pleuronectiformes; Cynoglossidae. The record is from RefSeq and is a predicted model, not a curated record. Gene Ontology annotation, molecular function: protein binding. The coding region runs from base 1547 to 2947 and encodes 466 amino acids.